AUGCCGAGGCGAAAAGCAAGAGUAGUUUCAUCACCAACAGCAUCAUUGCCACCAUGUCCCGGCCCGAAGCUGAGACCUUUCCGGCACCAGGACGCUUCCAUCAAGUGGGGUCCAAGACUCGAUACAGCUCGUCCAGAAACCGGUAGCCAAGGCUUCGUUUUCCAAGCUGAGAUCGCAUCGCGCCAAUACGCGAUAAAAGUAUUCAAAUUCUACCACCCGAAAAGCAACAAGUUUUAUUGGGAAACCUACCUAGGAAAGUCUUAUCCUUUGAGAAAGGCCCUGUUUUACACGGAUCCAUUCUACGCGGAAUGUCGAGCGUAUGGAAGAAUCAAGGAGACUCGAGACGAACGGAAGGUAAAAGCAAAUGUCGCAACACGAUGCCAUGGAUAUCUAUUCUUACGUACCGAAGAUAUGAAUUUCCUUCGAAGAGAAGCGGGCAUAGAUUUCGACACGAAUGUAAUUGACGAGAGUCUAAAGCGCGCUCUAGGUGGAAACAUUCAAGUCAGAGCUAUAGUGAAAGACCUCGAAACUGGACAAACAGGCGUUCAAAAGCAUAACAUUGAACAUGCGUGGAGGAAUGUCAGCUUGCUGAACAGCUUAGGCAUUUAUAACCGCGAUAUACGAGCGGAUAACUUCAUGAACUGUCGCAUUGUCGACUUUGGAUUGUCUUGGACCGAGCCUCAUGCUAUUUUGGAUAACGCAGAUGUAGAUGAGGCCAGAGAGCAGAGACUAGGCGAUUGCGCUCAGUUUGAGGAGAUGGCGGAACUGGAAGGUAUCAAGACGACCGCGAAGAUACCGCCUUUCCGUUAUAAUUUGCGACCUAGGAAGAAAACGUGGAAGGCUGCGUAG
This is a messenger RNA of Xylaria bambusicola, 849 nucleotides long. RefSeq names its product kinetochore Sim4 complex subunit FTA2-domain-containing protein. The transcript has 2 exons. The record is from RefSeq and is a predicted model, not a curated record. The coding region runs from base 1 to 849 and encodes 282 amino acids. NCBI's taxonomy places the organism in Eukaryota, Fungi, Ascomycota, Sordariomycetes, Xylariales, Xylariaceae.